Stegodyphus dumicola is the source of this 4855-nucleotide messenger RNA. RefSeq names its product Protostome-specific GEF (gene PsGEF). The record is from RefSeq and is a predicted model, not a curated record. Gene Ontology annotation, molecular function: guanyl-nucleotide exchange factor activity; protein binding. Gene Ontology annotation, cellular component: nucleus; plasma membrane. NCBI's taxonomy places the organism in Eukaryota, Metazoa, Arthropoda, Arachnida, Araneae, Eresidae.
GGGAAACAGCCGAAAAAGCUGGUCUUAUGCCAGGUGACAGAAUCGUGUGCAUCGAUAAAGUUAAAGUCUCGAAGAAAACGAAAGAGGAAAUAGAGAAUAUUGUCAAAAACGCGAAAGAGAUAAUGGAGUUAGAGAUCAUUCGUCCUGAAGGAGAACUGGCAACUAGGAAACGGCAGACGAGUCUAAGACUCAAGGAAUCCUUCACGAAAAGAGGAUCAAAAAUGGUUAUUCAGGAUUCUCAUAUUAUAUCAUGGAGAAAGGAAAGAGCUCUUUUAAAGCUUUUACUUUGCGAAGAAGACCUCCUGAAUAUUAUUACCCUUGGCAAGAGGACGUUCAUAUUACCUCUACGCAAGCAGCAUACCCUAACCACCGUGGCAGAGAUAAAUAUUCUGUUUGGAAAUAUUGAAGAAGUAGGAAUGGUACACGAGAAACACAUCCAGCAACUGCGACAAAUGAGUCAGGGAAAUGACGACAGCAUCGGAAGACUAUAUCAGAAGCAGGUGGAUGAAAGGUUCUCAGUUCUAAGGAAGUACAUAUCCGGCUUGCACUUGGCAAACAUUUUACUGCGGUUCAAAUCAGCUAACAAGCCAUUCAGAGAAUUCGUUGAGGGUCCAGAAGCAUCGGAAGACAAGAUCAGUCUCUCGAAGUUCAUAGAGAAACCUCUUCAUUAUUUAUCCGAAGUAACUGGUCUUUUGGAGUCGCUUUUGUCUUGUACUGCUAUAGGCCAUAGAGAUUACGUAUGUCUGGAAAGCGUGAUUUCAGUUUUUCGAACUUUUGGCAAAGAGAUGAAUGAGGCGAUGAACAAGCUGUCAAGUAUGGAGGAUUUAGAGAACAUUGAUACUGCUUUUGACGGGGAAGAGCCUUAUAUUAAUCUCGAAACUCUUCAAGAAAAAACCGUCUUUACCAAAGGACCUAAGGACUUUUCCCUUAUAUAUCCAGGAAGAUACUGGCUUUUUGCAGGACAGUUAUCGAAGGUUGAAGGAAAGCAUUACGUUCAAUAUUGGGCUCUUCUUUUGUCCGACUGUUUCAUUCUUACGAGAAGGACCAAGCAAAGAGUGCUGCUAGUACUAGACGAACCCGUCAUGUUGAGGUCAAUAUAUCAAGCUACAUUUGACGCUCAAAAAUGUGAUACAGAAUUUCGCAUUUUAUUUGCCGUGGAGAACCCCCAAAAAGCAGCUGGAAAACGUAACCAAUGGAUCACAUGGAUACUAAGAGCCCCCUCGGCAAGCGUAAAAUUACUAUGGCAAAAAUUCCUUACUCAACAGCUUUCCUAUUAUAGCAUGGAAGCUUUAAGCUAUGGUAAAAAACCCUGCUUUGUGCACCAUCCUGGCCUGAAGGGACUGAGAUCUAAAAGAAAUAUUAACUACGAAGAAUCCUCAUUUGUUACACUGACUGGAUUAACAAAAUUCUCGACCUGUCACUCGGGAAGUUUGAAGAGUUUGGGUUCUCCACCUGCGAAAGAUGCCAAAAAAAGUGCAAAUGAGAAUGGUUCUUUGACAGAAAAUAAUACCAAAUACGAACAGCCUGGUUGUGCUGGCAAAGUCUCUGAUAACCUAAAACCCGAAAAAGAGAGUCAUGCAUUUUCCUCAGAUCAAAGCAUAGCGAGACAAAGUGCACAUACGUCUAAAAAAUGUGCUGUUACCAGAUCGAAAUCAUUUGGAAACGAUUUCAGCUAUUGUUUUCCAUUUAUUGAUUCCCCAGAUGCUACAAGUCCCGAAUUAGACACUCACUCAUCCCGAAUUUCGGAACUCAGAGCACUAUCUGAAAACUUAAAAAAUAGUAGUAGCUCAGCCUCAAAGAUAGAUGACUGCAGUGAUCCUGAGCAGUCAGUUCCUGAAAGUCACAGUGCUCCAGAAACACCGUAUAAAUCAGAGCGGUAUGUCCAAACUGAUGAUUCCGUACCCUCCCCAGGAACAAGUCGGAGCAAAAGAACUCCAAAAAAGAAAUUUCCAAGGUUAGGGACAUUUGAGCGACUAAAAAUUGAUAAAAGAAAUGCUAACGUUGACCAUACCACAUCAUCAACAAUUUGUCGCACUCGCACGGGUACCUCAUUCCGUCACCGUCGGCAAUUAUCUACAACGACAUCAAAAGAACACCUUCUGAAAUCGGAUACAGUUUCGUCUGGUUUCAGUGACUUAAAAGAAAAUACCGAGGAUUCUUUGGUGAUCUCUCUUCCGAAUGAAAAGAAAAAGAGGAAAUUGUUUCCUCGCUUCUGGAAGCGAGAGUCUAAAUCUUCUAAUAGCGAUCAAAGUGCAUCAAGGAAUGCACAUUUGGGAGGAGAUAUUCAAUUGAAAGAAAACUGUGCGAAGGAACAACCAUCAAGCUGUGUAACUGUGUUGAACUCACCCGAGUGUUCCCAUGUAAGUGUUUAAUCUUAUUUAUUUCUGGAAAUUUUAGCAUACAGCACUGCUUUGGAAAGAGAAAAUGUAAUUGCGUUGAAUACCUCUGAUACAAAGAUGCUGAAAUUCAGUAAGUUACAGACCGAUUUAACUAACACCACAAAUUUCACGUAUUUGAAGCCGGUAGGAAUUAAUAUAUAGUUAUUAACUCAUCUUUAAGUACUUUGCGCUAUCGCAAGAGCAGACAAUCCCUUGGGGUAGUAGGUUAUCGGCCGUUUAAAACCUGAUGGCUCAUCAGAAAAUACUAUAAAUGGUAUAUGUUUAACUUCUACAUAUAAAUUAUAAAAGUUGAUAGUAACGAGAAAGUACUAAACAUUAACCAGUUUGAACUCCUGUUGAUUAUUACAAGUCUCAAUAUUAGAUUUCAGUAUUUGUGAAAAGCUGCUUUCCGGUGCUGCUGCAUCAAGAGUGUGUUGGGAAUAACUGCCAUAAACAGGGAAUCUGGAAAUGUGUUCAGAAUGAUAAUCCAUAUAUGCUUCAUUCUAGGUUUCAGAGUAAGAAUUCACGUUUUGUAUCUUAGCAGUACAUCUCACCUAUCUAUGCAACCCUUGUGACGUUCUAUUUAUUUGCAAAUGCAUUGUAGCAGGAGAUCUUAAAUCGCCUGAAUUCCAGAGCUGCAAACUGAAGAUGACAGUCAUAUUACCAAAAAAGUAUUGCAAAGAAAAUCUCUGCAAGCAAGAAACGCGAAAUAUGAACCCUCAGAACAUGGAAUAAUGUCGUUUAGAUCAUACUUCCAGUUAUGUUUUGCAUUUUAGUGGGGUCUGAUUCACUAUCCAAGUCGCAUCUCUUGAUGGCACAAUUGGGCGCCCAACAGAUGAACUUAGUUAAUGUUGUUAUAUUCUGAGCUAUUUUUUCACAUCAUAAGUCAGCAAAUAUCCUCUUGCAGAUAUUGAAUGGUGAACGCUAAGACGACCUUUUAGACCAUUUCUGUGGGUAUCUGCAGGAAGGUUAAUCGCACCAUCUUUCAACAGGAAACAGCAUUUUGCCUUUGGACUCAGAAAAUGACUAUGUAAAUAGGUGGGCAUUCAACAGGUGAAUAUGACGUUCUUAUCUUUUGAGCUGCUUUCUUUCACAUCAUUCAGUAAAUUACCUCUUGCAGACAUUGAAUGGUGAACGUUACGAUGACCUUUUAGACCAUUUAUAUCUGUAUCUGCCGGAAGAUUACUCGCCGCAUCUUCCAAUAGGAAACAGAACUUUUUUCCUUGGAUUCGGAAAACUACUGUGUGAAUGUAAGAACACAACAACAAAUUUACCGCAUCAUUUUCAUACCACAGCGAGUGUGAUGACUUUUGUCUUCUUUUGUGGUAUAUGAUUCUAUGUAAAGUUCCUGCAACGGGUAUGGAUAAAAGUUUCCUAUACAUGGUAUUCGUACACUUACAGAACCUGGUUCUGAACAUCUAGAAGCUGCGAUUGCACAGAAAGGGACUGAAGUGAGAAGAUAUUAAUUUUUAACACAAAGGGAAUUUAUUUUUCAAACUUUUAAGAAACUUUACCUUUCCUUUGGCGAUGACUUUGUGAUUAUUAUUCUUAAAGUUUUCUCAAAUUUAUUCGUGCAAAAUAUUCCAUAUCGUAAGCAAUUUCCUCUUCACUCACCUUUUUUCUUGAAAAAUGUUUAAAACAAUUAUAAUUAGAUAUCGCAAGUUUGCGUAUUUAAACCAUUUGAAUUACGUAAAAUUUUGUACACAGAUAUCAUUUAUAUCAAAAAUGAGUCGUUACUUCCUUCUUGGUUGCAAUACUGUGUUGCAUAUUAUUUCAUUGGAGAUGUCAAUGCAUUUCAGAAAAAAAUGUGGAUUUAUAUGGAAAAGAUGAUGGUUGUAAAAUCAUAUAAAUAUCAAAAUGCUCUGAUAAAAGUUAAUGGAUGUUUUCCAACUAAACGCAUUUUAACAUACAUAUAAACAACGAGAACGCAUGUAUAUAAACAUGAUUGCAUUUCAUCUAUCUUGUGAUUAGUUUAAAAUAAAGUUUAUCUGCAUCUUAAAGCACGAAGACUGCUCCUUCAUGAAAUAGCUUUAAAAAUAUAAUUGUAUAAAAAUUUAAAGUAUAGAAUUGGGUGCUCUUUCGAUUGAACAAAUUUCGAUUGAAAUCGACAAAUUUUGUUCAAUUUUGGCGAUGACUACCUUUUCUUUUAACCUUAUAUGGCGUCAUCAUUCUUCCGAUUUGUUUCUAAAAUAGAUCGAUGUGUACAUGGAAAAAAGUCAAGGCAGUGCACAAUGCCGAAAUGUGUAAUUCUCUGAUGUUUUCAAGUGAAAAUAAAUCGAUGUGUACAUGGGCACCGAGUUUGUGGAAUUGUUUGACUUGUUAUUUUAAUUUUGUGUAGCGGCCAUCUUGAAAUUGUACCUUGCUGGCGCCGAUUUUGGCGUUAAAAAAGAAUCUCCAAAUUUUGUGUAGCGGCCAUCUUGAAAUUGUAGCUUGCUGGCGCCGAUUUUGGCGUCAAAAAAGAAUCGCCAAAAAAAAAA